AUGAUACUGGCCCACGACUGGACCACUACUCAGCUGACAAGUCUUGGUUUGCCAGUCUUGGACCAAGACCCAGCCAAUAUUCAACUGACAAGCCUUGGUUUGCCAGUCUUAAACCAAGACCCAGCCAAUAUUUUACUGACAAGCCUUGGUUUGCCAGUCUUGAACCAAGAGCUAGCCAAUAUUCAAUUGACAAGUCUUGUUAAACUAGUCUUGUACCAAGAUCUAGCCAAUGUCUAUUCUUGGUUUGCCAGUCUUGAACCAAGACCCAGCCAAUAUUUAACUGACAAGCCUUGGUUUGCCAGUCUUGAGCCAAGACUCAGCCAAUAUUCAAGUGACAAGUCUUGGUUUAUUACUCUUGGACCAAGACCCAGCCAAUGUCUAUGUAACGAGCCUUGGUUUGCCAGUCUUGAACCAAGACCCAGCCAAUAUUCAAGUGACAAGUCUUGGUUUAUUACUCUUGGACCAAGACCCAGCCAAUGUCUAUGUAACGAGCCUUGGUUUGCCAGUCUUGAACCAAGACCCAGCCAAUAUUCAAGUGACAAGUCUUGGUUUAUUACUCUUGGACCAAGACCUAGCCAAUAUCUAUGUAACGAGCCUUGGUUUGCCAGUCUUGAACCAAGACCCAGCCAAUAUUCAAGUGACAAGUCUUGGUUUACUACUCUUGGACCAAGACCCAGCCAAUGUCUAUAUUUAUAUCGCGUAAUUUUUCUUUUCUUCUGGUGA
Messenger RNA from Cotesia congregata, 723 nucleotides. The record is from the annotation of a GenBank genome assembly. NCBI's taxonomy places the organism in Eukaryota, Metazoa, Arthropoda, Insecta, Hymenoptera, Braconidae.